Molecule: messenger RNA, 2300 nt
Organism: Chrysochloris asiatica (Cape golden mole)
Lineage: Eukaryota; Metazoa; Chordata; Mammalia; Afrosoricida; Chrysochloridae
Gene: ZNF84
Product: zinc finger protein 84
Exons: 4
Coding region: 26-2245 (739 amino acids)
Biological process (GO): regulation of transcription by RNA polymerase II
Cellular component (GO): nucleus
Molecular function (GO): DNA-binding transcription factor activity, RNA polymerase II-specific; RNA polymerase II transcription regulatory region sequence-specific DNA binding
Source: RefSeq, a predicted model, not a curated record
GAUCAUCUCACGUGGGCAGCAGAAAAUGACCAUGUUACAGGAGUCGUUGUCAUUUGAAGAUCUGUCUGUGGACUUCACACAGAAGGAAUGGCAGCUGCUGGACUCCCGUCAGAGGGACUUAUACAAGGACGUCAUGUUGGAGAACUAUAGCAGCCUAGUGUCACUGGGGUAUGAAGUUAUGAAACCAGAUGUGAUCUUCAAGCUUGAACAAGGAGAAGAGCCAUGGAUAGUAGAUGGAGAAGUUGCCAGUUCAAACUCUCCAGAAGUCUGGCAAGUAGAUGGUCACGUGCUGUGGCAUCAGCAUAACCAAGACAAGCUGAAAAAUACGAAAAGAGGUCAUGGGUAUGAAGUGUGUGGAAAAAAAUUCAAUCUGAGCAUGAACCUUAUCCCUGUAAGGAAAUCACACAUUAAUGGUGACUUAGAUGGAAUAAUUUUGAAACAUCAUUUAGAUUUACUUAUUCCCAAAACUGAUUGUGAAAAAAUAGACAGAGAUGACUUUAAUGUAUUUGAUAAAUUAUUUCUCCAGACCAAGCCUGAGGAAACUGACACUUGGUUGAAAUACUAUGAAUGUGAAAAAUAUGAUAAAAUUAGCUACAAGAAAUCACAGAUUGUCAUCUAUCACAGAACUCGUUUAGGGGAGAAACUUUAUGAAUGCUGUGAAUGUAGGAAACGCUUUAGCAAAAAAUCAAGUCUCAUCAAACAUCAGAGUAGACAUAUAAGAGAAAUAGCCUAUGGCUGUGGUAAAUGUGGCAAAACUUUACCCCCGAAGCCUCACUGCAUGACACAUCACAGAACUCCUACAGGAGAGAAACCCUUUGAUUGUAGCCAGUGUGGAAAAGCCUUCUCCCAGAAAUCACAGCUCACAUCCCAUCAGAGGACACACACAGGAGAGAAACCCUACGAAUGUGGUGAGUGUGGAAAAGCUUUCUCCCGGAAGUCUCAUCUCAUAUCACAUUGGAGGACACACACAGGAGAAAAACCCUAUGAAUGCAGUGAAUGUGGGAGAGCCUUCAGUGAAAAGUCAAACCUCAUCAAUCACCAAAGAAUUCAUACCGGAGAGAAACCUUUUAAAUGUAGGGAGUGUGGGAAAGCUUUCAGCAGGAAGUCCCAACUCAUUACACAUCACAGGACUCACACAGGAACGAAACCCUUUGGAUGUAGUGAUUGUAGAAAAGCCUUCUUUGAGAAGUCUGAGCUCAUUAGACAUCAGACAAUACAUACUGGAGAGAAACCGUAUCAAUGCAAUGAAUGUAGAAAAGCAUUUAGAGAAAGGUCAAGUCUUAUCAACCAUCAGAGAACCCAUACAGGAGAGAAACCCCAUGGCUGCCUUCAGUGUGGAAAAGCUUUCUCUCAGAAGUCACAUCUCAUAUCCCAUCAGAUGACUCACACAGGAGAGAAACCGUUUGUGUGCAGUAAAUGUGGGAAAGCUUUCAGCAGGAAAUCGCAGCUUGUUCGACAUCAGAGAACCCACACAGGAGAAAAGCCUUACGAAUGCAGUGAGUGUGGCAAAGCUUUCAGUGAAAAAUUAAGUCUCACAAAUCAUCAGAGAAUCCACACAGGAGAAAAGCCUUAUGUAUGCAGCGAGUGUGGGAAGGCCUUUUGUCAGAAGUCCCAUCUCAUAUCCCAUCAAAGGACUCAUACAGGAGAGAAACCCUAUGAAUGUGGUGAAUGUGGAAAAGCCUUUGGUGAGAAGUCAAGUCUUGCCACUCACCAGAGAACUCACACAGGAGAAAAACCCUACGAAUGCAGAGACUGUGAUAAAGCCUUCUCCCAGAAGUCACAGCUCAACACUCACCAGAGAAUUCACACGGGUGAAAAACCCUUUGAGUGCAGUUUUUGUGGGAAAGCUUUCUUUGAGAAAUCAGAACUAAUCCGACACCAGAGAACUCAUACAGGAGAAAAACCUUAUGAAUGCAGUGAAUGUAAGAAAGCUUUUAGGGAGAAGUCAAGUCUCAUUAAUCAUCAGAGAAUACAUACAGGAGAGAAACCUUUUGAAUGCCGGGAAUGUGGCAAAGCUUUUUCUCGGAAGUCACACCUCAUACCACAUCAGAGGACUCACACAGGUGAGAAGCCUUAUGGGUGCAGUGUAUGUAGGAAGGCCUUCUCUCAGAAGUCACAGCUUGUUAAUCAUCAGAGAAUUCAUACAGGAGAGAAACCUUAUCAAUGCAGUGAGUGCCUCAAAGCCUUUUCUCAAAAGUCACAACUCAUUAAUCAUCAGAGAACUCAUACAAAAAGGAAACCCUAGGAAUACAACUAAUACGAGUCUUUUACAGAGAUCAGACUUCAUUGAAGGUGCAGUU